UUCUCUCUUCUAGGAACCCACUGAUGGAAGAUCUGAGAAGUUCAACUGCAUACUCAUUGUGUCAAGGACUGAAGGAUCCCAAUUGUAAACUAAAGACAAUAUCGUUGUCCAGCUGCAAACUCUCAUCUGUUUUCCCUGAGGACCUCUCCCCUAAGAUUCUUUUUACAAACCAGUCCCUGGAAAAGCUGGAUCUGAGUUCUAACAAACUGGAAGAUUUAGGACUGAAAUAUCUGUGUGAGGGACUGAAACAUCCAAACUGUAAACUACAGAAACUGCUGUUGUGGCAGUGCCAUCUCACAGCUGCUUGCUGUGGGGAUCUCUCUGCUGCCCUCAGUACAAACCAGUCCCUGACUGAGCUGGAGCUGAGUGGGAAUAAACUGGGAGAUUCAGGAAUUAAACUUCUGUGUGAAGGACUGAAACAUCCCAGCUGUAAAGUGCAGAAAUUAGUGUAAGUCAUUGCUGGGUUCCUU
Messenger RNA from Chelonia mydas (Green sea turtle), 470 nucleotides. Its product is annotated as NACHT, LRR and PYD domains-containing protein 12-like. The record is from RefSeq and is a predicted model, not a curated record. Gene Ontology annotation, molecular function: protein binding. Gene Ontology annotation, biological process: regulation of inflammatory response. The coding region runs from base 24 to 452 and encodes 142 amino acids. The transcript has 3 exons. Gene Ontology annotation, cellular component: cytoplasm. Lineage: Eukaryota; Metazoa; Chordata; Testudines; Cheloniidae.